AUGAUCACUGUUUGGAUGACACUUUUACUUGUUACUAUCGGACCAAGUUAUCAAUAUAAUUAUUCGUGUGAUUCAGGUGCAACUUGUGGAUGUUCCUCUAGUUCACAAUUAGUUACUCGUAUUCUUGGUGGAGAAACAGCAGGAGCAAACAAUUGGGGUUGGGUUGUGUCCGUAAAAGUUGAGACUAGUGGCGAUCGUGUUAAACUAUGUGGUGGAUCUAUUUUAUCAAGCACAUGGAUCAUUACAGCAGCACAUUGUGUAAGUGGAGUUACAGCAUCGAAAGUAACUAUUUAUGCUGGCUCAAAUGCUAAAUAUGAUGGUCAAUCUCGAGUAGCAUCUACUAUUACUGUACAUCCAAGCUAUAAUAGUAAUACUAAAGCUGAUGAUAUUGCUCUAAUACAACUUAGCACUCCUUUAACAAUGUCUACGGCAGUAAAGCCUAUUUGUAUACCAUCUGUAUCUUCGGCUACAUUAGCUGCUGGUGAAUGG
Molecule: messenger RNA, 489 nt
Organism: Adineta steineri
Lineage: Eukaryota; Metazoa; Rotifera; Eurotatoria; Adinetida; Adinetidae
Source: the annotation of a GenBank genome assembly